This is a messenger RNA of Linnemannia hyalina, 1953 nucleotides long. NCBI's taxonomy places the organism in Eukaryota, Fungi, Mortierellomycota, Mortierellomycetes, Mortierellales, Mortierellaceae. The record is from the annotation of a GenBank genome assembly.
AUGGGCGGAGCCCUUGUCCUAAACUACGUCUGCGGUCUUGGACAACGUACCCCGCUCCUUGCAGGCAUCAUCUCCUCCUCCCCAUAUCUCCAGCCGACUAUGCGAGGAGCCGGAUCGAGGUUUCCGAGUACUUAUAAUCGGUUAGGGAAAUGGUACCCGAAUGUCAGUGUCGGGUUUAGGAUACAAGCGGAGGAGUUGACGAGGGAUUUGGGCGAGAUGGAGAGGGUUCUGGGGGAUGGACUUAUUCGUGACUCCGUCUCCCUUCAAUGCCUGGGGGAUAUGAUAUACCAGGGACAGAAAGUCCUCAAGAAGCGUUGGAAAAAGUUCCCAGCCCCUUUACCAAUACUCCUCCUCCACGGGACAAACGACCCUAUCUGCUCCUACCAGGCAACCCAAACCCUCUCCUCCCAGCUCCUUAAACUCCAGCCAUCGAACUUUAGGUUCAAAUCCUGGAAGGACAAUAUGCACGAUCCACAUUGGGAUUUGGACGCAAACGCAGUGCGAUCAGAGUAUACGACAUGGAUCCGGAACAAUUGCAGGCAUUUCGAUAAACUGCCCCUAGAACCCAGUAUGGUCCACUGGGAUUCCAUUCGAUCCUCACGCUCCGCUGCUACUUCUUCCCGCUCUACCCCCCACCACUCCUCCUCCUCGGACGAUCCUCCCAACAAGGGCGGGAAGAAGGACAAAAAGACGGAUAAUAAGCGAGAAAAGCAGGAGAAAGAGGAACGAAAGAGGCAAGAAAAACUCGACAAGACCGAAGAGAAGACGCAACAGAAACUCGCCGGAAAACAAGGCGCGGGACCCACAGUUCCAGACGCUGGACAGGACGGCACACAAGUCGGAGGAGAGGCGCAGGGCACGGUGAAGCUGGAAAAGGUAGUAUCGACCCCAGCGAGUGCUGAACCGGAGGUGAUUCAGGAUCUGGAUGGGUUGCGGCGGCAGCAGGAGAUAAGUAAACAAAAGGCGAUCGAUAAGAGGCGCGAGUAUAACCUCGAUCCUUCUCUUACUUCUGCCUCCGAAGCUGCCCCAGAAACCGCUGGCCAUAUAGUAGAUGAGCAGCAUCAGCAACAGCAAGCGGGACAAGUGCCGUCAGAUUCGCCAGCACCACCAUUAGGAGACCGACAGCAACAUGGAGUGAUCCCAACAGUCAUCACAGAACUAUGUACCCCCACAACCUCGACACCACCACACCUAGUACCUUUACCCAUCACCAGUCCAUCAUCAUUGGCAAGUCAACAGGACCCAACAGGUCUACAAAGCACCAUAUCACAUCCAGUCGUCAAGGAGCAAACGGAGAUGGAGAAAUCCCUCGAGGUCAUCGCGCAAACCCUCUCCAGACACAAUUCUCUUAAUCGCCUCUCUACCGCCACCACCGCUACCGCUGUCGGCAUAUCUGGAUUUGUUUCUUUGCCCGCCCUAGAUGAGGCGACAUCCAUGUCGAGGGUAGAACUUGCGGUCGACACGACUUCUUCUGUUGUCGCCGUAGAUGUACAUGAUGCACCAACCGCCGUGGCACCAUCACCACCACUGUUGGAAGUCGAGCUCCCCAAUUCUACUGCUCUUCAGCCUCCUGCAUCCAUCACCAACGCCGAGGACAUUGUUGAAACGACAGCGACAAUACAAGCUGAAGAAAUCAUUCCCCUGAAACAAGAACAGGAACAGGGACAGCAACAGGAACAAGGACAGGAACAGGGACAGGGACAGGGAUAUACCAACACACCCGAUUCCGUCGUCCAUGUCGACUACUCGCCUGAAGCACCUUCCUCCUCAUCCUCCAUUGAAGAGGAAGCACCAGAGCAAGUAGCCCCAGCAGAAUCACUAGCCUCACCUGAAUGUGCAACUUCUCAUCCUGGACAAUUCCCUUCACCCACUCUCACCCCCACCGUCACAAUCACCUCUAUCGUCAGAGAAGCUCCCACCGACUCCAAGAUCGACGACAUCAUCGCCUCAUAA